Molecule: messenger RNA, 414 nt
Organism: Protopolystoma xenopodis
Lineage: Eukaryota; Metazoa; Platyhelminthes; Monogenea; Polystomatidea; Polystomatidae
Source: the annotation of a GenBank genome assembly
AUGCUUGUGUCUGCCUGUCGGUCAGUCUGCUCUCCACUCUUUUGGGACACAGCUACACACUUGGGCGUAGGCAUGGUUAUCUGUCGAGAAGGCCAACCAAGCGACCACGUCACCUCGGCGUCAUUUGGACGGUUGGGCAGACAGUCCGGCCGGCCAAUCCACCGUGUAGACGUUCGGCCAGGUCUAGCCUCACACACUCAUGAUAUCGAUCCGUCGGUACAUCAAUCCCUACACCCAAACAUCCAUUCAUCCGCUCACCUGAUCAUCUAUUCAUCCGACCGCCCGACCGUACAUUCAUCUGCCCACCCGACCAACCACUCGCUGAUGCCACCGACGCGUCACGAGAACAGCUUGCCGAACAGGCUCACUCAGAGGCGCUGCCUUGACUUGAGCACAACAUGGACUGUCGGAUAG